Molecule: messenger RNA, 1238 nt
Organism: Mytilinidion resinicola
Lineage: Eukaryota; Fungi; Ascomycota; Dothideomycetes; Mytilinidiales; Mytilinidiaceae
Exons: 1
Coding region: 82-1032 (316 amino acids)
Source: RefSeq, a predicted model, not a curated record
AAACUACAGCCCGCUCAACUACUUCUCACGAAUACCAAACAACAAACCAACAAUACUCACUCGACUACCAACUCUUUCCAAAUGGACUGGCUCAGUGUGCUGGAAGACGUGGCCCUCGAGGCAGAACUGGAAGAUAUGGCCCUCGAGGCAGGUACCCAAGCUCACGAGGAGGCCUUUUACACCCCGGCAAAGCUCAAAGAUCCUCAACUUCUACGCGAUGAUACUCUCCAGCACAUCCACGACAUCCAAAAUGGAGUCAACUCGCGCCAGAAGCGUUCCCAAAUUGGCGCCUCACAGUGCCGGAAGCGAGAGACCACGGGCGGAAAUGUCUUCUACUUGGUCAAGUUGGAGCCUCCAUUCAGCACCCCAGAAGAGCUCGCCGUAGCCGCAAACCUUGGCCCGAACAAUACACCCAGCGUGGAAAAAGCAACUGGAGACGAAGGCACAGCUCGUUUCUGUCGUCUGAGCCCCCAUUCAAAGGACGUUCUAGUCGACUGGUUGAAUCUAAAGCACCCCUCAUACCGGCCAACUUUCAUCAGAAUCGGGAAGGCAUCCAAGGAGCUGUCAAGCACGUCUACCUACCCCAGUCUAGGUGUCGAUACUACACUUCCCCAACAUCGACCCAAUGCCUGGGACGCCUCGCGUCCAUAUCCUCUGCAGGACGAGUACCCCGUCUGGUACUUUUUCUACGGCACCCUUGCAGACCAAGACCUCUUGGCCAAUCUGUUCGGGUGGAGUGACGUCGCUCAUAAGUUGCCUAUCUUAUACCGCGCUUCUCUCAAAGGUGGCAUCUUGAAGACGUGGGGUGGCCGAUAUAGGGCGAUGAUUGACUCACCUGGAAACCUCGUGGAGGGUUUUGCAUACCAAGUCCAAUCCAGGGACGAAGAAGACGCUUUACUGGUAUAUGAGACGGAGAAGUACGAGGUCGUGCGGUGCAAUAUAGUGCUGGAAGUUAUUGCCUCCGUGGGUCUGAAGCAACUGGUAAAGGGCUGCACAUUCAGGUAUGCUGGAUCUGAGGAAGACUUGGCUUGAUGCGGGUAGGCGGUGCAAGAGAAUUUACGGAUAUCCUUGUUGUUGUAUGAUGUCCUUUUCAGGCAGGUUGAAUCGAGCUAUCAGCCGGUAGUCCACUUUGUUAAAGGUUAUAUUUGGAAAGCUCUAUGAGCUCACCCGGCGUCGUUAUCACCUUCUCGACUUACGUAUGUAAAUUGUAAACAAAUGCGAGGUAUUUGUUCUUCCCC